AUGAUUAUUGCUGAGUACAACAAGCACAAGGGGGUUGUGACAGAAUUGCUAAGGGCCGCGCAGUCCAAAAUUCAUGUGUCGUUUGACCUGUGGACAAGUAGGAAGUUGAAGUGCUUUGCUGGCACUGUCGUUCAUUUUGUCGGUGAUGAUAACCAAUUUUACACCUUCCUUCUUGCCCUCCCUGAGCAAGCCACCAGUCACGCUGGCGUCGAGAUCGCGGAGACAAUUAAGUCGAUUCUCACGGAGUUCGGGAUCGAGAAAGCCCAAAUUGGAUACUUCGUAGCGGACAAUGCCAGCGAAAACGACACCUGUUUAGAAGACCUUGCUUUCGAAUACAACUUCAAUAAGGAAUGGCGUCGCCUACGUUGUAUGGGCCAUGUUAUUAACCUCGUCGCGCGGAUACUUCUUUUUGGAAAGGACCCAAAUGGCUUUGCGGAGGAUGUUAAGAUCAGGUCGCUCAUUCAAGCACAAUGCUGCCUCUGUCAAGAACACGCAAGCAUCACUGCCUAG
Molecule: messenger RNA, 510 nt
Organism: Metarhizium robertsii ARSEF 23
Lineage: Eukaryota; Fungi; Ascomycota; Sordariomycetes; Hypocreales; Clavicipitaceae
Exons: 2
Coding region: 1-510 (169 amino acids)
Source: RefSeq, a predicted model, not a curated record